CAGCCAAUUAGUCUGAUGCUCUCAGUUCUAUAGCCGCUCUCAGUUCUAUAGCCACUCUACCUGAGUGAGUUGAGGAAAUUGCCUACUCAACUCCAUUCCGAUAAGCUUUGUGCCUGAAUGGCCCUGCCCUACUUAGAGGCUCGCCCUUCGAGCGCCUGAGGCUAUUCCCCCAAGUUACAACACCAUGACCGCGAUUUCCCUUGCCCUGAUCUUCGUCGUGGUACUUUACACCCUUUGGACCCGCGCUCGGGGAAGAUCCGAGACCAAGGCUCUGCCCCCGGGACCGAAGAAGCUCCUCAUCAUAGGAAACCUGCUUGAGAUACCUUCUACCCGGCCUUGGGUUAUGUUUGCGAAGUGGGCACGUGACUAUGGCUCUGGCGUAAUCCAUAUCUCUGCACCGGGGACGUCGAUCAUCGUCCUGAGCUCGCUUGAGGCGAUGCGCGACUUGUUGGAAAAACGGGGUUCAAGGUAUUCUGACAGAGGGCCAAUGCCUAUGAUGAAAGAUCUCAUUGGCUGGGAUUUCAGUUUUGGCUUUCUUGAUUACGAUGAUGAAUGGCGUCGGCAACGCAAGCUGCUCCACCGUGAUUUCAGUCUCGCUUCAGUGCAGAAGCUGCGACCUCAGCUCCGAGAUGCGGCGCGCGAACUCAUUCGCGACCUAUCCAAUGACCCUCAGGCCGAGGUCAUGUCGCUCAUGGGACUAUUCACAGCGAGAACGAUCAUCCGGACGUUAUAUGGUCUCGAAGUGCCCCAUCUGAAUCAUGCGUACAUCAAGAACGCGGUCGAUGCCAUACAGGCAGCCUCCGCUGCCGCUGUUCCCGGAGCAUUUCUGGUGGAUACCUUCCCGAUCCUGCGGUUCGUUCCUGGGUGGUUCCCAGGCGGGGGAUUUCAGAAGAAAGCAAAGCGUUGGAGGAAGUCGAUCGAAGCUUUGCAGGAUCUUCCUUUCCGGGAAGUCGAACGCCGGGUGCAAAACAACACCGCCCAGCCAUGUUUUGUGCAGCGACAACUGGCCGAUUGUAAGACUGCGGAGCAGAUACAGUCUCUGAAGGCGGCGGCGGCUUCCAUGUACGCCACCGGCGCCGACACUACGAUAUCCCCGCUGGGCACGUUUGUGCUCGCCAUGAUGGAGCACCCCGAUAUCCAGCGCCACGCGCAAGAUCAGAUUGAUCGUGUCGUAGGGCGCGGGCGUUUGCCGGAUUUUGAAGAUCGCGCGCGGCUGCCCUAUGUCGAUGCGAUUCUGAAAGAACUAUUCCGCUGGAGACCGAGUGGGCCGAUCGGGAUACCCCAUUAUAUCAGUGUAGACGACGAAUAUCGGGGAUAUCAUAUCCCCGCUGGCUCGAAAGUCAUCGCAAAUGUCUGGGGAUUGCUCCAAAAUGAGGAUCUGUUUCCUGAUCCGCACGACUUCAGACCGGAGCGCUUUCUUGUAAACGGGGUCCUGAGGGAAGAUAUCGUUGUGGACCCGGCCGCAAUUAUUUUUGGUUUCGGAAGAAGAUUGUGUCCAGGACAGGCAUUCGCGCUUGAUAGUCUCUGGAUAACGAUCGCCACACUUCUUGCGGCGAUGCAUAUCGAAAAGCCAAGAGACGAGAGCGGGAAUAUCGUCGAGCCCAGUCAUGAAUACUUUUACGGGGUGGUAACAAUUCCGUUGCCGUUCAAGUCAAGCAUCACGCCCAGGUUUUCACAGAAUAAUGUGAAGUAAAUACAUAGAUGUUUCUGUCACGUCCUGCCCAUUGCAGUGCCCGUCGUAACUAUUUUCGACUUUUUUGAUGAGACAACGGACGGCAUGCCCUUAUUAGGCCAUCCAUCAAAGCUUAGGCACAGCCCUGUGAAGUGCUUACCACUUCACGCUGACGAAGUGCAGCAGGAUCUCGUUUCUCACUCGGACGACGUCCCUGCGUUUCGUUUCGUGUGCGCACACCCCAUCGACGGCUGCGGUGCGGCUGGAAACCGCAGCACAUGCGCUGGGAGGCUAAAUACGCGAUGGAGUGGGCUAGAGGAGUAUUCCACAUUCUUCUCCCAUCCUCUUAUUCCACUUUUCUUUUCUUGAGAUGCCUCUUUCUGUCACGAACGUCGUCUCUCAGGCUCUGUCUGCUGCGCAUGCACAGAAGCACUCUGCCUACGGAUACACGCCUACAUUCUAUGUCACUGCCAUCUACGUGGUAUUGUACUUUUUAAGCACUGUCAUUCAUGCGGGACAAGCGGUGUUCUUUGGCACGUACUGGAUGCUCGCGACUGCCUGUCUGUGCGGGGUGGGCGAGACCAUCGGAUGGAUUGGGAGACUAUGGAGCAGCCACGACCCGACGCUGAGCACGCCCUAUAUGAUGCAGAUCACGACCACGAUUCUCGCACCUACGCCACUGGUCGCGGUCAACUUCAUCCUCCUCGGCCGCAUCAUCGUCUGUCUGGGCCCGGGUUACUCACGCCUGAGUCCGAGACUCUACACACGUAUCUUCCUGUCCUGCGACAUCAUUUCCCUCCUCAUCCAAGCAGCGGGUGGGGGCAUCGCCGCUUCAGCACACAAGGCGGCCUCGCAGAAUCUAGGCGGUAACAUCAUGCUCGUGGGGAUCAUCUUCCAGUUCGUCGCCCUUUGCGUCUACUCCGCACUUGCCGUCGACUUCCUGCGCAACUACGCCGCGCGGCGCGUCGUCAAGCCCGCGCAGCACCCCUGCGGUGCCCCCCGCGGAGAGAUCGACGCGCGGCUGCGCGUGCUGCUGUGGGCCAUGACGUUCGAAACGUGUGUCCUGUUCGUGCGCUCGAUCUACCGCACGAUCGAGCUCGCGGACGGCUGGACGGGCCGGGUCAUCACGACGGAGGCGUACUUCAAUGUGUUUGACGGCGCGAUGGUAACGCUGGCGAUCUGGACCUUCAAUUUCGCGCAUCCGGGUUUGCUGCUGCUGCCUGUCCAGCAGACGAACUUCCUGCAUAUGCGGGAGGGGAAAGCCCACGACUCAAUGGAGAUGGACCCGAUUGUCUAGGUUGUGCCUCAGAGGACAUGGCUCAAAGCCGUGCCUGUCUUGGUAUCCGGAGGACCCAUAGAUGCCCGGCAUGGACUCGGAAUGAUCUUCUGCGACAAGCGCGCGAAAAUCUAGCUUACAAUUUUACGCGUUUUUAGUAGAGAUGACCCCUGCAUGUAAACAAUUUGCGUCGGACUGAUUGUUUACCUCUAUGUAUCUUUAUUUCGCAAACAGCUUACUUAUCUCGGAGUGAGCAGCGCGAAGAGCCAAA
Molecule: messenger RNA, 3219 nt
Organism: Mycena citricolor
Lineage: Eukaryota; Fungi; Basidiomycota; Agaricomycetes; Agaricales; Mycenaceae
Source: the annotation of a GenBank genome assembly